Messenger RNA from Tigriopus californicus, 8491 nucleotides. Its product is annotated as neurobeachin-like protein 1. Gene Ontology annotation, biological process: intracellular protein localization. The coding region runs from base 20 to 8347 and encodes 2775 amino acids. NCBI's taxonomy places the organism in Eukaryota, Metazoa, Arthropoda, Copepoda, Harpacticoida, Harpacticidae. Gene Ontology annotation, cellular component: membrane; cytosol. The record is from RefSeq and is a predicted model, not a curated record. Gene Ontology annotation, molecular function: protein kinase binding. The transcript has a single exon.
CAAAACCCGGGUCCCCAUUAUGGAUCGUUUGCGGUUCUGUGGGAUCUUCAAGAUGGAUGACUCUCUCUUGGGUACCUGGACCAAAUACAUCGAAGAGAGCGAUGAAAAGUUCUUUCGGAAGUUUGUCAAAGGCUUGGUCACAUCCUGGGAGCGAACCGUUAGCCCCAAUUGGGAUAUGCUCGUGACCAGCCGUUUGGAAGGGCAUCGGGAAGAGGGACCCGCCAUCCAUGAGCUGCCCGAGGAGCUCCUGCCUGCCCUCAGCAAAUUUCUAUUCAUCGGCAAGGACGAGGCCGAACAAAGUGCAAUCAACGCAAAAUCCAUCGGGCACAGCAAGGACAUUAUCAAGUGCUUGAUCAUCAUUUGCCGCUUGCCGGAUAAUAUCCCGUUGGUGUCCUCGAUGGACUUCGUACAAAUGAUCACCCAAAUGGACUCUCUACUACUUCAGCAAUUGCUCGAUAUGGAAUCGUCCUUCUUCGCCAGAAAGGUCAAGACGGAAGUGUCCCAGCAGAAGCUCCGAGAUGAGAUCCUCGACUUUAUCGUUCAAAGUUGUCACUUUCUCGAGACCAUCUACGACCCGCAUUUUCGAUACCGCACUUUUCUAUGCGGCAAAGAGCCCGAAUCCGAGAUUCAGAUCCCCCCCAGUCCUAUAGCAUUGCACCAAGAAACUAUUCCCUUUCUUUACGAGAGUUUUGAGACGGCUUUGGCCGAUUGCUUCCCGGAUUUAGCCCAAGAAAUGUUAACCGUGUUUGGUGCCAUCAUUUCCGGCGCUCGACAUAACGCCAUUCGGGCCAUUUCACCCGCCACCACCAAGAUGAUCUCGAAGACCAUUCGGGACUCGGACACCAACGAGCAGGUCCACAUCACGGCCAUCUAUUGCUCGGCCAAGUCCAUCCGGAUUUUGCACGAGGUGCCCAUGGAGGAACGCCAAUUGGAUAUUCAGCUCCUCAUCGAGCAAUACCAACAGAUCUUGAGCUCAGUGAGCUUGAAAUCCACGGUGAGUGUGGCCACAUUGGUGGAGGGUGUGGGCUUGCUUUCGCGGGUGAUGACUGUCAAGAAACCCGCUGAAUUGAAGGAGUUAUUGGCCAAGAACGCCCUCAUCCAAACGUUACUCGAAGUCAUUAAGGAUUCGCAACUCGAUACCGAUAAAAAAAGGAUCUUACUUCCGGUUGUGAUAGACCGUCUGGGACUUUUGCUUAAGAACUGUGAGCAUGCUUGUCAGAAAAUGAUCAAAAUCGACGGAUACUCGAAACUAUUCGAGGUUGUGAACAGCUUGGGACCCCCGGAUAGCAAUAUUUUGAAAUCCAUCCUGGCCAUCUCUACCCAUGGCGAGGACCCGAAUGGCCAACUCAACCUCAUCAAGAACAUCGAGCCCAUCACUUAUCUCCUCAAGUGGAUCUCGGAAACCGACUACGAGAACUUGGAGCAGCAAGUGUGGCUCAUGGAAAGCUUGAACUCGCUCUGUGGUGCCAAUAUCCAGAAUAAGAUGCUUUGCUGCCAAUCGGGAGUGAUCCGACAGUUGGUAAAAGUUCUGAGUAAAUUUGAACGACUCCACGAGAAGAGCGCCAUCGAGAUUUUGAAACUCAUCGAAUCCUUGGGCACGCAUUCCAUCGAACCCGUCGAAUUGAAGCACCUCAUCGCCCUUCUUGAUCAGAGAAACGACGAUCAAGACGACAGGUUUCCCUACAAAAGUCAUGUGAUCCACGUGAUCUCGUCCAUGGCCAAGAGCGAUGGAUACGAGGUGUGUCGAGAAUAUUUCGAGAUCGGCAACGAUAUCAAGGGACUGAGUGUGCCCAAUAUCUGCCAAUGGACGGGUCCAGUCUCGGGUAUGACCUUUCACUGUUGGAUUCGAUUGGAAAAGACUCCGGUCUUUGACAAGGAGUUCCGACGUCAGUUGUACAGCUUUUACACCACCAACGGAAAUGGUUUCGAAGCCUUCUUCUCAUCGGAGGGUAUUCUUGUGGCUGCCGUGGCUCAUAAGAAGGAAUUUUUGGCCGUGCCCCUAGAGGGAUUUCCUUUGAAUGAUGAGAGAUGGCAUUGUAUUGAGAUUUGCCACGCACACGGUAAGGGUCCCUUUGGCAAAAGUACUGUGACGUUUUACGUGGAUGGAGCCAAACGCUUGGAGUGUGCUCUGAAGUUCCCCACUUUGAGUGAGCCCAUCUCGUAUUGCACCAUCGGAUCGCCCCUUCAACGAGGCAAUAUCCCCGCCCUGAACUCAGAUCAAUUGGGCAAGACCACCUUUAAAGAUGGACUCAUGGACGCCAUCAAGAUCGGGAUCCCCGGCGUGAUCAAUUUACCUUCGACCUUGAAAGGCUUUUCGAAUGACCCGCACUUGAAAUGGACACUUAUCGGACUCGAGAACCAAUUUUGGGGCCAACCCAUUUCUUUGGUAGGUCAGAUGGGGAUGGUCUGUUGCUUCCAGGAUGCUCUGACCCACCCUCAAAUUCGACAUCUGUACUCUUUGGGGCCAAAUAAUGGCCUGGCCUUCUCUCAUGAGGAGAACCCCGAAAUCUUGGACAUUUUGAAUCGCAUCGUGUUCUUCUAUUCGGCCAAGGCCAGUCAUAAUUUGUCUUGUCCAAAUCUCGUGAACCCGUCCAAAUUUGAAGCGCAAGUGUUCGCCCAAUCGUUUGGGACCCGAGAUGUGAAAGACGUGAUCAACUGCAUUGGCGGGGUCCAUGUGCUUUUUCCUCUUUUGGAAAAUGCGGCUUUGGCCGAUGAGAAUGAACCUGCAGAUACGAGUUAUCUUUCUCUCAGGGACGAAGAUAGUCCGGAGAGUCGUCGGGGCUCUGUCCAUCAAUCGGGGGAGGUCAGUGAUUGGGAAUUGGUCCCAUCGAGCUCGUUUUCCGAUUGGAAGUUGGAGCAAAACGCCAUUUCCGGAUUCCUCACUCUCGUCAAGAACCUGGUCACCAAUCACACGAUCAACAAAGAGCAACUCAUGCGAUGUGGAGGUGUGGCCAUCAUCGGAGCUCUCCUCCAAAAUGCCAAAGCCCACCUCAUAGAUGUGAAUGUACUAAUGGCCACGCAAUUAUUGGUGGAGUUGGCUCACGCCAGUCAAGAUCAAAAACUCCUGUUUCAGAUAUUUCAGCAUAUCCUGUUCGACUUCCGAAUUUGGUCCAAGGCUGAGUUUCACGUCCAGAUCGGUCAUAUCCAGUACUUAUCCACUAUCAUUAAGGACGACAGAAAACUUUUUCGCAAGAAGUUUGGUGUCCAAUUCCUGCUGGAUGUGGUUCGCAAACACUAUGGGGAUAGCGACGCACUUUCCAUCGAGGACUGUAAAACCAUCAGGGCCAGUCUUUUUGGCUUAAUCAAGUACUUUUUGCAAAGGGAAGUCACCUCCAAGGAGGUCUAUCCCCUCGUGUCAUUCAUCCUCGCUGAGAAGAACGGCCAGCUCUUAUUAGAAAUCUGCGAGAUGCUCACACUCUAUCUCGAGAAUCGUCAAGCAAAAGACCAAAUGUUUCUAGUCAUGUACGAAAGUCGACGAGCCGACUUGUUUCAUUGCCUUCUGUUGAGUCAGAAUCUUCAACGACCACAGCGUAUGGCACUUCAGAGGAUGCUCACGGCCAUUUUGCGCACGAAUCGGGUGUCCGUGCGGCAUAAGCAUCGCAUGCACUUGUUUGAGGCCCGAUACUUGGGCUUUCUCCACCUGAGGUUCAAGCGAGCCUCGGAGGAGUGUCCUGUGUUUAAGGAAGAGAUCCUGGUUUACACCGAUCAAAUGCUACUUUUUGACGAUGCCACCACUUUCCAAGGCAUCUUAGGUCUGGUCCAUCAUCUGCAAUGGUUCAAUUUAGACAUCAAGUUGGAGAUUGCUCGUCGGAUAAUGAGCUUCAUGUUCACCAGACCUGAUGUGCCCAUGCAAUUUGCCCGUCAAAUUGGAUGGCAAGAUUGCCUCACGCGUCUUCUCGUCAAAAAGAUCCUCAAACCAGACGCCGAGUCCAACGUCUCAUUAGACGAUAGCUCCAGUCUCGCCGGAGAUGAUUCUUAUGUGAUUAUGAGUGGAUUAACAUCCCCCUCCCAUUAUAUUGAUCGAGCCACGACCACGGCCAAACAUUACUUGCCCGUUCAUGCGGGUGAGGCGGUGGGUGCGCUAGGAUCGGCUGUGGGCGAUGUGGCCUCAAAAGUUGUCAGUAGCACCUCCAAGAAGGUGUCAAGUAAUGUGAACUAUGCCAAAGAUUUCGCGUCAGAGAAAGUGACCAACACCAUGCUCAUGACUCAGGGCAUGGUGUCCCAAAGAAUGGCCUCCGCUCAGGAGCGAGUGACCUCCACCAUGAGUAAGACUCAUCAAUUCUUAGGAGAUCUGAGUGAGCGCGCUUCCUUCUCCAGGAAACGUUUGGGCAGCAUUUCAUCGAUUGGAACCAAUGACGAGUCCCUGAUGCACGAGAAUCGCUCCAUGACCCCGCAGUACAUGAGCACCUACAACUUCGAGAUGGACGAUCUGGCUCCCAAGUCGACCUCCACCAGUUCGGAAGAUGUGCGCGACACGGCCUCGUCCUCACCCACGCGCAUGCAUGACUGCAUCUCCGAGGAAGUUCACGACAUGGAGAUGAUCAACGAGGAGCUCAUCAACGAGCUCCACCGAAUGGGAGUCAAGAAAACUGACGAUGUCGGCCACGAUCGAGAGGAAGAGUUGUGCCAACUAGCCAUCAAUAUCCUGUUCACCGUCAUGUGGAGAGGUCUGCAUGGUGCCAGCGAAGCCGUCAUCAAAGAGCGAGGUCAAGUGAUAGCCUGCAUCAAUAUGCUUGGGCUGAACAACGAAUUAUUUCGAAGCCAUGUGGAUUUGAAAAGACGAUUGGUCGAGAUGUGCAUUCAAGCCGUGUUAUCGGAUGUAAGGGACAAGUCCCAAGUGAAUUCUGAUUGUACAGCCAUGGCUGAGCAUGUGAUGCAAUGGGCCUACGAUUUGGUUGUGUUGGAUCCUUAUGGAAAGUUCGACAAGAAGGUCUCGGAAUCCCUGCUGGAUGGCAUUCUAGCCAUUGUGGAGAGCUUCAUGGUGUUUCAAGAGGGCAAUUCUGAGACCGAAUGGAGUGUCAUGGCCAAGAUGGCCUUGGAUAUUUUGCUGAAAUGCGCGGAUGAAUCGGGUGAUAUUGAAUUGUGCACAAUGGCCACAGCCAAAUUGCACGCUCUGGUCCAAACUCGCGCGUCGAGUAGUGUCGAGGAAAAUGGUUAUCUGAUAUUGAGGGUGUCGAAAAUUAUCGAAAAGGUUCUCCAGCAUGAAGUUCAGCCCGUUGAAGAUAAUCAGGACCAUUAUUCAUUUAUUAUUCCGGUGUUGAAGGCCUUGUUAGAAAAAUCGCGGGAUCAACUUCAUCUUACCACAAACUUGCCUUCGAUCAAUUUGCGACAACCGAGUCCGACAUUCUUCGAGACCUUCAAGGCCUAUUCCCAAGGAGAGGAAUGGCGCUAUUUCCUUCAGAAAAAAGUGACCCCCUACCACGAUGCAUUUUUGGCAGGUUUCCUAUCUGGAUUGCCACUUAAGAUGGACACGUUUUGGGCUGAGGGCUAUGAGCUGUCAAAAAUCGCCUCUCACAAGCGUAAUCGCGAGAUUGGCGAGAGCAAGCUCCGUUUUGAAAACAAAUAUCUGGAGCCCUUCCAUCGAUCAGUGCGACACGAAAAUGUUCGAUUCAAUAACAUGCUCAGCCAAGAGAUGUCCCACUUGGUUUUCAUCCGGAAACGAUGGCAAAUCACCAAGAGACUCUUCUUUGGACCUCGAGGGGCGUGGUACGAUGAUCGAGAGGGCUCACUCGACUUCUGGAAACUGGCCAACAACGAGAACUUUAUGCGAAUGCGGAUGAAGUUGAUUCCCAACAUGAACUUUGACCCUCAUCGGGAAGCCAGUGCUGCCCGAGACAAUGUCAAGAUCGAAGAGAAGAAGCCCAAGAAUGGAGGAGCCUUUCGGCUGAACAUCUCGAAAGAGGCCGUUCGCUCGAUCGAGGCCACCCCCGAUGACAGUUUGACGGAGGAAGAGCUCAAAUCGAUCGCCAUCGAGCAGAUGGAGACCACAAACGAGACCACAGAUGUUGAAAAGCAAAGCGAACGGCUCGUCUUCUCCGAAGAAUGCGAGCUUGUGACCUACAUGUCUGUGAUCAAAGGCACCUUUGAGCUCACCACGAAUUUUGUCUACUUCUUUGAUGCAAGCCCGUUCAAGGAGAAUGAGGACAGAUUCGAUUUUCGUUGGAGUCUCAUGCAAGUGCGAGAGAUGCAUUUGCGUCGGUUCAACUUGCGGAGAUCUGCAAUCGAAUUCUUUCUUUUGGACCAAACCAAUUACUUCCUGAAUUUUCCCAACAAGAAGAACCGAAACCGGGUAUACUCCAAAUUAGCUAGUAUGAAACUUCCAUAUCUGGUCACGAGCUCGAGUCGAUCCCCGGCGGAUCUGCUCAAAUCAUCGAAUCUGACUCAAAAGUGGGUGAAUCGAGAGAUCUCCAAUUUCGAAUACUUAAUGCAACUCAACACCAUUGCUGGACGGUCCUUCAAUGAUCUGUCCCAAUAUCCGGUGUUCCCCUGGAUUCUGGCCGAUUACGAGUCGGAAAAGCUGGAUUUUCACAAUCCCAAAACCUUCAGAGAUCUAUCCAAGCCCAUUGGAAUUCAGAAUGAGAAGCACGUAGAGGAAGUCCGAUCUCGGUUCCAAAGCUUCGACGAUCCGGCGGGAGUGAUCGCCAAAUUUCAUUAUGGCACCCAUUACUCGAAUUCAGCUAUGGUGCUACACUAUUUGGUUCGAGUUGAACCUUUCACAUCACUCCAUAUCGAACUUCAAAGUGGACGGUUUGACGUGGCUGAUCGGCAAUUCCAUUCGGUGCCUCAAACUUGGAAAAGUCUCUUCGAGAAUCUCAAUGACGUCAAAGAGCUUAUUCCGGAGUUUUUCUACUUUCCCGAGUUCUUGCAGAAUUUGAACAACUUUGAUCUUGGUCGUCUUCAGGGAAAGAAGAACCGGGUGCACGAUGUCGUACUACCCGCAUGGGCCAAGACACCUGAUGACUUCAUCCGAAAACAUCGAUUGGCUUUGGAAUCAGAAUAUGUGUCGGCUCACCUCCACGAAUGGAUCGACUUAAUCUUCGGGUGCAAGCAAAAAGGCGAAGCUGCGGAAAAAGCUCUUAAUGUGUUCUACUACUGUAGUUAUGAGGGGGCGGUUGAUCUGGACGCCAUCUCGGACCCAGGAGAGCGUGAGGCCAUCGAGGGAAUGAUAAAUAACUUUGGCCAAACUCCUUGCCAACUUCUCAAGGACCCCCAUCCCCAGAGACUGCUUCUUCCCGAAUACAACAAACAACGGGAGAUUGCCAAGCCUGGUUCCUUCAAGGUGGACAUGUUCCUCAUGCCACACCUCUGGAAGCCCUACUUCAUCGAAGUCUCGUCUGAGCGUGAUCCCCUGAUUUUCGCCCAAGUGCCCAAAUCGCAAUACAAGUCGUUCAUUCAGUAUGGAACACCAGAUUCUUUGGUGACUUUGUCCGAGCAAUGCGUACUUGGCUCUCACGGUUGGCUCCCCUAUGAUCGAUCCGGAGAGAUUAUCUUCACGUUUGAAAAGGAUUUGACUUACACAAAAUCUCGCAAGCAAUUGCCCCUACCCAUGACCCCGAAUUUGCAACCCUCUCAGAAGCUUUUUGUGGUCUCGCCCGAUGCCAAGUACAUCUUUUUCGGUGGCCAUUGGGACAAUAGUCUGCAAGUGUUUAGUAUUCCCAAAGUGAAAGUGGUUUCCAAGGUGAUUCGUCACAUUGAUGUUAUCACGUGUGUGGCCAUGGACAGCACUGGGAACUACAUCAUGACUGGCUCAAGGGACAACACGUCUAUCAUUUGGGAGGCCUACCAGUACUCAAUCCUGACUCAGCCUGGCACCCUAGUUCCCAACCCGAAACCUCUUCAAGUAUUGUCGGGCCACGACAAAGCAGUCACUUGUGUGGCCAUUUCCACUGAAUUGGACAUGGCCGUGUCCGGAUCCGAAGAUGGUAGCGUCAACGUUUACACCGUCAAAGAAGGUCAGUACGUGCGAAGUAUUUUCCCACCCACGUACGGUGCAGACCCUUACAAGGUCGAUCAACUGAACCUAUCCUACCAAGGCCACGUGGUCUUCACUGGCCACAAUCGGGAUGUUCAUUCCCUCCACGUCUACACGGUGAACGGCCAUCUUUUGUCUUCGAGCUCGGUGGAACAUCGGAUCACGGCCAUCGGCGUGACUGCCGAUUUUGUGGUCACCGGGGAUGAGAACGGCGAGUUGAUUCUUCGGGAUCUUCUCACGCCCAAAAUGUUGUACAAGAUCAACCUUCAAUUGCCCAUUCAGGACGUGUCGUUCGUAGCUGGGAACACCCACAUUUUGGCGCCACUGCGAGAUGGAAGGCUCACUGUGAUCGGAUUAAAGCCCUCAGGAAAGUGAAUCAAAAGCAAAGAGAGCAAAUGUUUUGCUAAUAAAAACAGGGGAGGUUACUGAUGUUGUUGAUUGAUAAAUAUAUAUAUAUAAUUGUUUUCUUUUAUUUAUUCAAGAUAUCUUACACGUUUGCACGAAGGUUCCGUGGGAAUC